AUGUUUGUCUAUCAUCAUUUUGUGGUUUUACUUUUUAUAACUGCAAUUAAUGCAAAUAUUGAAGUGGAUAAUGAAACUAUAAACUUCACCUGUGAAUUUCAUAGUUUAAUAAGGGGUAUUUAUGCCGAAAGAUCUUAUAAAACAAUCUUCCUACAAACACGAAGCGCUGAGGAUUGCAUUGAUGAGCAUUUGUUGCGUUAUUGGCCGGUGCCAAUCAUUAAUUUGGGUGCUGAGGAAACUAUGACAAGCAUUUAUUACACUUACACACCAUUUCCAUCCUUCGAACUGGAGCAACAUAAGCUAACAAGUGCAGCCAAGUUUUUUAUUAAUCGUCUAACAAAUCUGAAAGGCAAGAUAUUGCUUACAUUACCCGAUUUGUUUGAGCCACGCACUAUAUUGUACACCGAUAAAUCAGGCCAGCAGAAAAUUGGUGGCUAUAUUGGCAAAUUUAUGCAUUACUUUGCUGCAUACUACAAUUGCACUCUACAAUUUGCUUACAAUAUUACACCGCAUAAUGUUUAUCACAAUUCCGAACUGUUACUAACUGCACGUAAUGAGACAGUGGAUAUACCCAUCAGUCUCAUAUCAGCCCAGAAGGGCUUUAAUAUCAACGAGUUCAGUUAUCCAGUUGAAAUUGGUAAACUGCUGACGAUGAUACCAGUUGAACCCCCAGUACCUACAAAUAUGAUAUUACUACAAAUAUUUAAUCUUAAGACAAAUCUUUGUCUUUUUGUUAUUCAUUGGUUGUUAUCACUGCUAUUAACACUACAAACUUCAAAACAACGUUUGACUAAGAAAAACAGUACUGCUUUUACUGCCAAACUAACAAUGCUGCUCACGGAUCCACCCACAGUAGAAAAGAUUCACAGUUUUGACGAUGUCCGCGCUCUAAAUAUGAAAAUAAUGGUUUGUGAACAAGACAUACCACGUAUUACAUACUACGCUGGCGAAACCUUUUGGCAAAAUUAUAAGCCCAUCUUCAAAAUCGUCAAAACUUUUAAUGAGUUUCAGUCUUAUAGGCAGGCUUUGAAUACUAAAUAUGCAUAUUUGAUAUCUUUGACGGUUUGGCCAGUUUUCGAGGAACAACAGAAUUAUUUUGCUACAAAAUUAUUUCGUCUCUCUACCGAUCUCUCCUUUACAAAUUUCAUACUAUACGCUUUUGCUGUACAGGAGAACUCAUUUUACAAAGAACCUCUCAGACAAUUCUGUGUCCUUGUGCAGGAAACUGGAAUUUAUCAACAUUGGUAUGCUAUGAGUUUCUACGAAAUGGUCAAACUAGAAAAAAUUAAUUUUGUGGAUCUUAGUGGCGGAUAUGAACAACACUCGUUAAAAUUUAAGGAUUUUAAAUGGAUUUGGUUGACAUAUAUCCUCUUCAUGAGUAUUAGUAUACUUAUAUUUUGUGCUGAAAUAAUUUGGAAACACAAAUUUUAA
Messenger RNA from Teleopsis dalmanni, 1431 nucleotides. RefSeq lists its product as uncharacterized. Lineage: Eukaryota; Metazoa; Arthropoda; Insecta; Diptera; Diopsidae. The record is from RefSeq and is a predicted model, not a curated record. Bases 1 to 1431 code for a protein of 476 amino acids. The transcript is spliced from 3 exons.